AACCAUUUUCUCUCUAAAGAGAGAUUUGAUGGUAUUUUAACAAAUCGGAAUUGAGAAAUUAUCGGACAAGCGGAGCUGGCAAUUCCAGCGAGAGCGAGUGAAACUAUUCCCCCUCGAAAAAAUUCGCCGGAAAGUGGGCGUGAUCGGCCGGCUUCCCCCCCUGCAUGUGUACAGAUGAAAGUCGCUAAGAGCAACUACUUCUUUUCAUCUUUUUGCUUUCAUUUCCUUUUCACGAUCAUUCUGCUGGCAUUGAAUCCAGUUCUGAGCAUCCGAUUCCCAGAUCGGAUCCCGGAGGUUCCACAGGAUGCCUCUAAUCAGCCAUUACAAACUGCAGUUUUCUCUCUCGGAAGCUUCUGGAGAUCGGAAGCGUCAUUUGGCUGCUUAAACGGAAUCGUAAGAACCACUGUCGGUUAUUCUGGUGGUUCAAAAGCCAAUCCCGAGUACAGAAAUUUGGGCGACCACGCUGAAUCUGUACAGGUCGAGUAUGACCCCCAAGUACUUGGUUUCAGACAGCUAUUGGAGGUCUUCUGGGCUAGCCAUGAUUCCAGGCAAGUCUUUGGGCAAGGUCCUGAUGUGGGUAACCAGUACAGGUCUAUUAUUUUCACAAGCGGCACUGAGGAAUCCAGAUUGGCUGCUGUUAGCAAAGAAAGAGAACAAUCAAAGUCAAAGAGCAGCGUUGUUAUCACUCAAAUUCAACAGCUUGAAGCUUUUUAUCCUGCAGAGCCUGAACAUCAGAAAUUUGAGCUCAAGCGGAACCCCUUCCUACUUCAAUUGAUGGGAAACUUGCCUGAGGAGGAGCUUGAGAGAUCAACGCUGGCUACAAAACUAAAUGGCUAUGCAGCAGAGCUUUGUUCAUCAAGAAUCCAAAAGCGGAUUGAUGCAAAGAUCAAUGAUAUUAUCAAGAAAGGUUGGCCCAUUCUCAAAGAAGUUUAGUAAUGUCUUGCAGAUGACAGAAUACCUUCAUGCAAAUUCAUCCUCUACAUUAUAGGUUCUGAAGUCUGAAUAGCGAGCAGAGACCUUUUUACAGAGAUUAAUCAAAAUUUGUUUGUACAAUCAGAAUAGGUUGAUUGGAGUAGACUGAGCAGAUGCGUUUUUUGGCGGGGAUUAAUCAAAUUUUUUUGUACUAUCUGAAUGUUCUGUAUAGGUAAUAGGUUGAUUGCACCAAAACUGAACAUUAUUGUGAUAUAAGGCUGUGGGACCUUAAAAUCAUGUUGUUGUAGUACUUCAUAAUUCUAUGAAUGCCUGGCUACCCCGUUUUCAUGUUGUAGUA
Messenger RNA from Solanum tuberosum (potato), 1270 nucleotides. RefSeq names its product peptide methionine sulfoxide reductase A5. Gene Ontology annotation, cellular component: cytoplasm. Gene Ontology annotation, biological process: cellular response to oxidative stress. Gene Ontology annotation, molecular function: peptide-methionine (S)-S-oxide reductase activity. The transcript is spliced from 5 exons. Bases 175 to 933 code for a protein of 252 amino acids. The record is from RefSeq and is a predicted model, not a curated record. Lineage: Eukaryota; Viridiplantae; Streptophyta; Magnoliopsida; Solanales; Solanaceae.